Molecule: messenger RNA, 600 nt
Organism: Aspergillus aculeatinus CBS 121060
Lineage: Eukaryota; Fungi; Ascomycota; Eurotiomycetes; Eurotiales; Aspergillaceae
Product: LDH C-terminal domain-like protein
Exons: 2
Cellular component (GO): cytoplasm
Molecular function (GO): L-malate dehydrogenase (NAD+) activity
Source: RefSeq, a predicted model, not a curated record
ACCAACCUGGUCACAUCCACUGUCACCGUCGCCGCCGCAACCCUUCAACAGGCGAGGGUCUUCCAGCCCGCGCGGCUGUUCGGCGUCACGACCCUCGACGUAGUGCGAGCCUUCGUCUUCACCGGCCAGGCAUUGAGCACUGACCCAACGCGUCUCCGCGUCCCCGUGAUAGGAGGGCACAGUGGCGCGACGAUCGUGCCGCUGUACAGCCAGGCGCAGCCGCCUAUCCACGCCGAGGAGGCAACUCUUGCUGGUCUUGUGCAUCGCGUGCAAUUCGGCGGCGAUGAGACUGUCACGAGUAAGCAGGGCGCCGGGAGCGCCACGACGUGCAUGGCGUAUGCGGGGCUCCGGUUCGUCAAGGCUGUACUGGCCGGGUCGCGGGGGGAGGAUGUCACUGAGGAGGCUUUUGUGUAUGUACCUGGUAGUGAAGGGGGGCGUGAGAUGGCGGAGGAGCUUGGGGUGGAGUACUUCGCUGUGCGGACGGUGCUGGGGCCGGAGUCUCCGUUUGGUGAUGUCGAUGGUAAGGAGAGGGAGAUGGUGGAGGUUGCAGUUCGGGAGCUGAGGACGAAUGUUGCAAUAGGAUUGGGGUAUAUGCGUUGA